AUGGCGCUCAAGUACUACUACGAUUUAAUGUCUCAGCCAUCUCGGGCUGUUUAUAUCUUUUUAAAGGUGAAUAACAUUCCAUUUGUACCAAAACCAGUUGCUCUUAGGAAUGGAGAACACCAUACAGAUGAAUACAAGAAGUUGAAUCCUUUCAGUUUGGUACCGGUUAUUGAUGAUGAUGGGUUUGUGCUGACAGAGAGUGUAGCCAUUCUGAAGUACCUAGCCUUGAAGCAUAAUGUGCCUGAUCACUGGUAUCCUCGUAGUGACCUCCAGGCUCAGGCCAGGGUCGAUGAAUACAUGAACUAUCAACAUUUGAACACUCGCUACAACUGCGGCAUGAUCUUCCAACAACUGGUGAUUAUACCGAGAGCCAUGCGAGCUCCAGUACAGUGGCCCAUGGUAGAGAAUGCCAGAAACAGAUUAGAAACUGUGAUAUCACAACUUGACAGUUAUUUUCUGAAAGGCAAUAAGCCAUUCCUAUGCGGUUCAGAUAUAUCAGUGGCUGACCUGCUUGGUGUCUGUGAAUUGAUGCAGCUGUAUGCUUCCUGUGAGGAGAAUAUUUAUGAGUCCAAUGCUGUAGUGAAAGCUUGGGUUGAUCGUGUCAAAGAAAGAACUGCUCCAUAUUUUGAAGAAUCAAACAAGAUAGUAAAUAAAGUUAGGGGCGUCUACGCCAAGCAGAAAGAAGCACAGCAGAAUGCUAAGUUGUAGUUACAAUGUUGACUUUGUAGGUACAGAGAGAUCAAACUUUGCUGACACAUAAUUAAUGAGAGAGAUUAAGCACAUAGUGUAGUACAUUGUCUGGCAUGGCUGUGUUUUAGUGAAUUCAGAGAGAGUGAUAAAAUAUUGGAUGGAAAAAGAUUGAAUCAAAGAACAUCAGAUGAAAAAAACAAAAUUUUUGAUGUACAAAAUAUUUAUACAGAUGCUUAGUGAUUCUUUAACUAAUUUUUCCAACUUACAAUUCUUUGUAUUAAGGAAUAUAUUAUGUAUAUGGUAAACAGUCAUCAUAUAUAUUUAUGGUAACCAGAACAAAUAAUGUUUUCAAUCAAUUAUUUACUAUUGUUAGAGACUUGAGUGAUAGAAGUUGAUUCCUUAUUUCUAUCAUUUUAUUUGAAAACCUAUUUUGCAGAUAAUGUCAAACAUUUUAAAACAUUGUGGACAUUUACUACAAACAAGCAAUCAAAAUGAUAUUGUAAAUAAGGACAUAAUGAAUAAGGACAUAAUGAAUAAGGACAUUUAUAUAUGAGAAGGUUACUAAGCAGAGUUAUUAAAAAUGAUUAUCGUUCAAAAAUCCGAGCUUUUAAACCUUGCAUUAUUACAGAACCAACUUAUGAGAGUUUUACAAUAAGUAUCAGACACAUGCAAGCUUUAUGAUUUAGAAGCAUUGCAGAGGUUUGAUGUUAUUUUUUGCUAGUUUUUAAUUGUUAAUCUAUAAGGCAAUAUACACGUUGAAUUGUUUUAGUCUAUAUUUCAAUAAAAAAAUAUCACCAAACAAAUUA
This is a messenger RNA of Ylistrum balloti, 1496 nucleotides long. Its product is annotated as glutathione S-transferase theta-1-like. The transcript is spliced from 4 exons. Lineage: Eukaryota; Metazoa; Mollusca; Bivalvia; Pectinida; Pectinidae. Gene Ontology annotation, biological process: glutathione metabolic process. Gene Ontology annotation, cellular component: cytoplasm. The record is from RefSeq and is a predicted model, not a curated record. The coding region runs from base 1 to 708 and encodes 235 amino acids. Gene Ontology annotation, molecular function: glutathione transferase activity.